AAAAUCAAUCGACGAGGCUAUAAAGUUACAUAGACUAAGAUGGCUAGGUCACGUGCUGCGCAUGCCUAACCACCGCCUCCCCCGACGGGCAUUGCUAGCUGAUAUAGGUUCAGGUUGGAAAAGAGCCAGUGGUGGCCAAACAAAAACAUGGCCUCAUCAAUCCAUGAAAUCCUUGACAGUUAAACUGAGUCAGGUAGGGAGAUGCAGACUCCCGGGUUGGGGCCCUCGGGACUCUAGGAAUCAAUGGCUGGAGACAAUAGGUGACAUGGCUCAAAAUCGUUGUCAAUGGCCAGCGCAGAUGUAUUCAGUCUCUGUAAUCUUUCAUAUUCCUUUCUACCAUUACCCAUUCUGUUUCACUCUUAUACUUGUCAAACUCUAUUGAUUCUCUUCACUCAUCUUCUUGUCUACCUUUGUGUGCUA
Trichobilharzia regenti is the source of this 420-nucleotide messenger RNA. The record is from the annotation of a GenBank genome assembly. NCBI's taxonomy places the organism in Eukaryota, Metazoa, Platyhelminthes, Trematoda, Strigeidida, Schistosomatidae.